Molecule: messenger RNA, 494 nt
Organism: Alnus glutinosa
Lineage: Eukaryota; Viridiplantae; Streptophyta; Magnoliopsida; Fagales; Betulaceae
Exons: 3
Coding region: 76-390 (104 amino acids)
Source: RefSeq, a predicted model, not a curated record
UCUCUCAAAUCUCUCUCUUGGUUCUCUCAUUCUCUCUUAGUGUUCUUCUUUUGUUCUUGCAACAAAAAUCAAAGCAUGGAAGCUCUGAUCUUCCCUCAAAUCAGUAGCUUUCUUCCUUUCUUUGUUGUGCAUGAUUGGAAUCAAAAAGGAAAGAAAUCAAAGAAGAAGGAUUACAACUUCUUCUCCCUUGGACAACAGCCUUUGAUUGCAUCGAAGGGAACAAAGAUCCUCUCCUACUUUCCUCACUCGGCCAACACUAGGAGAAGUUCUCUCUGUUUCUCUCUUUCUCUUCCUCUCGGGUGCCUUGCAACAAAGAGGAAAGAAGGGUCUCUCUCUCUCUCUCAAGUUUUGAUUAAGGAACGAAGGCAAGAGCUGCUAGGUUAUGGAUGAGACCUUUAGUUUGUAGAUGUUAUAUACAAUGGUUAUGUAAUGUUUGUGCCGCAUGUGGUACAUAUGUUGUUAUUUGGAUGUAUUUUAUUAUAUCAGAACAAAUG